ACUUGGAAAAUGGAGCUUAUCUUUAUCCGAUACGUGUUGGGUGGCAAACUGUUUUAGAAAUAAGCAAUAAAAACUUUUACACUCAAGUUUUAGAAGGCAAUGAAAAGAAUGAACAUCAACCUGGUUAUCGGUGUCAAGUUGAACUAAAAAUUAGUGAUAUUGAAGAGACACCUAGCCCUGCAAUCACAUCAUUAUACAGACGCAUAUGCCAAAAUAGCCAUACAAAUUUUUCUGGCCCACAAGUUUUAGGCUGGGAUAAUUCUAAUAUUUUAAAACAAUCAUUAACUGGUAUUGAAUUUCGUCCAUUUCUGAUAAGGAUCGACAAAUACAUUAUAUAUAUAACUGCUUUGGGAUGUCCUAAUGAAGCUGGGGCUGGAGUUGGAUAUACUGCGAUAUUUACUGGUGAACAUUUAGGCAAAUGUGCAAAAUAUACCCAAUAUAUUGAUUUAGGUGGAUGUCAUAUCGAAAUUUAUCAAGAUGGUGUGUUAAAAUAUCAUUGUAUUGGUAAAACUCCAAACGAAGUUUGGAAAGCAUCUAAAAAAUUAAAAAAAUUUU
Messenger RNA from Dentiscutata heterogama, 555 nucleotides. The record is from the annotation of a GenBank genome assembly. Lineage: Eukaryota; Fungi; Glomeromycota; Glomeromycetes; Diversisporales; Gigasporaceae.